Messenger RNA from Neoarthrinium moseri, 1662 nucleotides. RefSeq lists its product as uncharacterized. NCBI's taxonomy places the organism in Eukaryota, Fungi, Ascomycota, Sordariomycetes, Amphisphaeriales, Apiosporaceae. Bases 1 to 1662 code for a protein of 553 amino acids. Gene Ontology annotation, biological process: gluconeogenesis; glucose 6-phosphate metabolic process; glycolytic process. The transcript is spliced from 3 exons. Gene Ontology annotation, cellular component: cytosol. Gene Ontology annotation, molecular function: glucose-6-phosphate isomerase activity; carbohydrate derivative binding; monosaccharide binding. The record is from RefSeq and is a predicted model, not a curated record.
AUGCCUCAACCCACUGAGCUCAAGGCCUGGGCCGAGCUCGAGGAGCACUACAAGACCAUUGGCAAGACCUUCGUCCUGAAGGAGGCCUUCUCCAAGGACCCCGAGCGCUUCACCAAGCUCUCCAAGACCUUCCACGACGCGCCCUCCAGCACCGACAUCCUCUUCGACUUCAGCAAGAACUUGGUCACCCCCGAGACCAUCGACCUGCUGGUCAAGCUGGCCGAGGAGGCCGGCGUCGAGAAGAAGCGCGAUGCCAUGUUCGCCGGUGAGAAGAUCAACUUCACCGAGCAGCGUGCCGUCUACCACACCGCCCUGCGCAAUGUCGGCGGCUGGGACAUGAAGGUCGAGGGCGCCGACGUCAUGAACAACAAGGGCGGCGUCAACGAGGUGCUCAACCACAUGAAGGAGUUCUCGGAGCAGGUCCGCAGUGGCGAGUGGAAGGGCUUCACCGGGAAGAAGCUGACCAACAUCGUCAACAUCGGUAUCGGAGGAUCCGACCUCGGCCCCGUCAUGGUCACCGAGGCCCUGAAGUACUACGGUGCCGACGACAUGACCCUUCACUUCGUUUCCAACAUUGACGGAACCCACAUGGCUGAGGCCCUCAAGGCCUCGGACCCCGAGACCACGCUGUUCCUGGUCGCCUCCAAGACCUUCACCACCGCCGAGACCACCACCAACGCCAACACGGCCAAGUCGUGGUUCCUCGAGAAGACUGGCAACAAGGGUGAGAUCGCCAAGCACUUUGUUGCCCUGUCCACCAACGAGUCCGAGGUCACCAAGUUCGGCAUCGACAGCAAGAACAUGUUCGGCUUCGAGAGCUGGGUCGGCGGUCGGUACUCGGUGUGGAGCGCCAUCGGUCUCAGCGUCGCCCUCUACAUCGGCUACGACAACUUCCACAAGUUCCUGGCCGGUGCCCACGAGAUGGACAAGCACUUCCGUGAGACCCCGCUCAAGGACAACAUCCCCAUCCUUGGCGGUCUCCUGAGUGUCUGGUACAGCGACUUCUUCGCUGCUCAGACUCAUCUGGUGGCCCCCUUUGACCAAUACCUGCACCGUUUCCCCGCCUACCUUCAGCAGCUGUCCAUGGAGUCCAACGGCAAGACCAUCACCUCGGACGGCUCGCCAGCCAAGUACACGACCGGCCCGAUCUUGUUCGGCGAGCCUUGCACCAACGCCCAGCACUCCUUCUUCCAGCUCGUCCACCAGGGCACCAAGCUGAUCCCGACCGACUUCAUCCUGGCCGCCAAGUCGCACAACCCCAUCUCGGACAACCUGCACCAGAAGAUGCUGGCGUCCAACUACUUUGCGCAGGCUGAGGCUCUGAUGAUCGGCAAGACGGCCGAGCAGGUCAAGGCCGAGGGAACCCCCGACGAGCUGGUGCCCCACAAGAUCUUCAUGGGCAACCGGCCGACCACCUCCAUCCUGGUCGGCGGCAGCAUCGGACCCGCCGAGCUCGGUGCACUGAUCGUCUACUACGAGCACCUCACCUUCACCGAGGGUGCCAUCUGGGACAUCAACUCGUUCGACCAAUGGGGCGUUGAGUUGGGCAAGGUGCUCGCCAAGAAGAUCCUGAAGGAGCUCGACGAGCCCGGCAACGGUGACGGUCACGACUCCAGCACCGGAAGCCUCAUCGGCGCUUUCAAGAAGUAUGCUGCUCUAUGA